GGUCUCUACCUCCCUUCACCCCUUAUCCUUUCCGACACCCCAACACCAGGUAGGAGAGAAAGCAUCUGUGGAACCCUCCACUCUGUGGACCAGUACCUCAAUAUCAAGCUCACCGACAUCAGUGUCACAGACCCUGAGAAAUACCCUCACAUGUUAUCCGUCAAGAACUGCUUCAUCAGAGGCUCAGUCGUCCGCUACGUGCAGCUGCCAGCAGAUGAGGUGGACACACAGCUGCUGCAG
Molecule: messenger RNA, 240 nt
Organism: Psammomys obesus (fat sand rat)
Lineage: Eukaryota; Metazoa; Chordata; Mammalia; Rodentia; Muridae
Product: U6 snRNA-associated Sm-like protein LSm2
Exons: 4
Biological process (GO): mRNA splicing, via spliceosome
Cellular component (GO): precatalytic spliceosome; P-body; catalytic step 2 spliceosome
Molecular function (GO): RNA binding
Source: RefSeq, a predicted model, not a curated record